UAGUGGCGAUGGGGUUGCGGGAGGCUGCGCUGUGGGGGACCCUCCUGCUGCUGCUGGGACCCAACCGGCUGGAGGGGGGCCGUGGCGGGCCGCUGCGGAGACGGCGGGCGGUGGAGCCGGGCUGCGGGGAGCUGCGCGGGGUCGAGCCCAUCCUGGGCAACAACACCUACCAGUAUGUCUUUGAUGACUUCAGCGGCACUGUGUCACUCUCCUGGGUUGGAGACAGCACUGGAGUUAUUCUCGUCCUGACCACAUUCAAGUUACCGCUGCUGUUCGUGAGUUUCAAGCAGUCCAAACUCUACAGGAGCGAGGACUAUGGAAAAACUUUCAUAGACAUCACAAAGCUCAUUAACCACACCUUCAUCCGGACGGAGCUUGGAAUGGCCAUCGGCCCAGAGAACUCGGGGAAGGUGAUUCUGACGGGGGACAUGCCUGUGCCUGGAGGGAGCCAGGGAGGAAAGAUCUUCAGAUCGUCUGAUUAUGCUAAGAACUUUGCUCAGACAGAUCUCCCCUUUCAGCCCCAGAGUCAGGUCAUAUACCACCCGCAGAACUCCGACAACCUGCUGGUCCUCAGCACCGAAAACAGCCUCUGGGUGUCCAGGAACUUUGGGGAGAAGUGGGAAGAAAUCCACAAAGCUGUUUGUCUGGCAAAAUGGGGCCCCAACACCAUCAUCUUCUUCACCACCUACCUGAAUGCCUCCUGCAAAACUGAUCUUGGGUUUUUGGAGCUAAAGAAAACCAAUGACUUUGGCAAAAGCUUCAAGACCAUAGGAAACAAAAUCUACUCGUUUGGCCUAGGAGGUCGCUUCCUGUUUACUUCCGUGGUGACAGAGAAGGGCAAUACAAGGAGGAUCCAUGUCUCGACUGACCAAGGGGAGACCUGGAAUAUGGCCCAGCUUCCAUCUGUGGGUCAGGAGCAGUUCUUCUCCAUUCUGGCAGCUAACGAGGACAUGGUGUUCAUGCAUGUGGAUGACCCUGGAGAUACUGGGUGUGGCACAAUCUACACCUCAGAUGAUCGAGGCCUCAUAUACUCCAAGUCCCUCGAACGGCAUCUCUACACUGGCAUUGGGAGUGAAACUGACUUCACCAAUGUGACCUCGCUGCGGGGCGUCUAUAUCACCAGCGUGCUCUCUGAAGACCGUUCCAUCCAGUCGGUGAUCACGUUCGACCAAGGUGGUGAGUGGCUGCCAGUGAGGAUGCCUGUCAACGCUAAGUGUAACUCCACAGCAAAGAACAAGGAUGAGUGUAGCCUUUACAUCUAUGCAUUGUACGGCAUCUCCCUGAAUCACAACGUGCCCAUGCUGCCUCUGUCUGAGCCCAAUGUGGUGGGAAUAGUCAUCGCUCACGGCAGCGUGGGGGAUGCCAUCUCCGUGGUGAGCCCAGACGUUUACAUAUCUGAUGAUGGGGGCUACACCUGGACAUGGGUGCUGGAAGGACCCCAUCACUACGCCAUCCUGGACUCCGGGGGCAUCAUUGUAGCCAUUGAGCACAGCCUCGAGCCGAUCAAUGUGAUUAAGUUCUCAACGGAUGAAGGUCAGUGCUGGCACAAGUACACUUUCUCCAAGGAACCCAUUUACUUCACCGGUCUGGCGUCGGAGCCAGGAGCCAGAUCUAUGAACGUCAGCCUUUGGGGCUACAGAGACUCUGUCUUGCCUCGCAAGUGGGUCUCCUACACCAUUGACUUCAAUCAUCUCCUCAGCAGGAACUGUGAGGACGAUGACUAUACUAUCUGGCUGGCUCACUCCAGCGAGCCCGGCAGCCGCACUGAUGGCUGCGUCCUGGGCUAUAAGGAGCAGUACCUGCGUCUCCGCAAGUCAUCUGUCUGUCAGAACGGCCGGGAUUACGUGACGAUGAAGCAGCCAUCGGUCUGCCCGUGCACGCUGGAGGACUACCUCUGCGAUUUUGGCUAUUUCCGCCCUGAAAACCAGUCUGUCUGCGUGGAGCAGCCGGAGCUGAAAGGCCACGACCUGGAGUUCUGUCUCUAUGGCAGGCAGGAGCUACUGACGACUAGUGGGUAUCGUAAGAUCCCAGGAGACAAAUGUAGCGGUGGGAAGAGUCCGAGCCGUGAGGUGACGGACCUGAAGAGGAAAUGUACAAGCAACUUGUUGACCCCCAGCCAGCUGUCCGCUGCCUCCAGCUCCGCUCCCAUAAUCCUGGCUGUCGCGGGCGUAAUGCUCCUCACCAUCAUAGCUGGAGUCCUGAUCAUUAAGAAAUACGUCUGCGGGGGCAGGUUCCUGGUCCAUCGCUAUUCUGUCCUGCAGCAGCACGCAGAGGCUAACGGGGUGGAAGGGGUUGAAGCUCUGGAUGCAGCCAGCCCUGCUAAUAAAGGGGGCUACCACGAUGAUUCUGACGAGGACCUCCUGGAGUAGGGGCACGUUGCUGCUCGCUGGCACUGGACAAGUGGGUUUGGACGCUGCCACGGAUCUGCAGAACAGCCAACGCCUCCUCCAGCCCACGCUUCUCUGCAGUGGCUGCCCGUCCCCUUUCUGAGGGACUCCACUCUCCUGUCGCUUCCCUUGAGACUGUCCAGAGCCAGCUGCGCUGCAGACCCGGGGAAGAGACAGGGAGCUGCUGCAGCGACCUGGCGGCCCAGAGGCUGGGGGGGAGGGCAGAGGCGUAAUUUAACUUUAUUUUAAUGAGAUUUCUUUCCAGCUGUUUGUUUUUUAAGGAAGACUAAAUAGGAAGGUGAAACCAGCAUUUCACUAAGCACUAACCAUGAUGAAGGUGCAAUUCACCCUGCUGCAGAGAGAAGGCUCUUAACUCCAGCGUCACCCCUCGGGGGCUUAUCUCUGCCUCAGCAUGGCCUCGGCUGGGCGAAGCUGCUGGUGGCGCUGGCCUAUCCCCACCACUUCACCUAGCAUGGGCAGGCCUCGGGGCCCCCGCCAGGACGGCAUGUCGCUUAGCCAGCACCCCGCAGGGCCACACGCCAAAAAUGAGAAGUGAUUGGAUGAAACCAGCGCGUCAAGUGGAGUUCAUCUCCGCGCCAGGAGUAACUGCUGUGACUGGCCCUUGUGGAACCAAAGCACUGAACUGGGAAAGCAUCAUGUCUGCAAACACUGGCAGCAGCAGCAGGGGAGGGAAAGGGGUUAUUUUUAGUUCUAGGAAUAAGUGCAACAGAAAACUCAGUAGGAAUAAAUCUCCUGCUUGUUGGUAUGUUCUUCGGGGUGGUGGGAAGCGUGUUCCAGGUGGAGCUGUGCACUGAAAUGCCAGUGCUCUGUCGAAGAGCCCCAUGGCUUCGUUUAAGGGGGCAGAAGAGAGAGGCUCCUAGUUUUCUAACAUCCGCCUGUUUCCCCACCUAAAGCGGUAGGAGACCAGCUGCUUGGUAGCUCCUAGAGCUGCUGUUGAUGUGGCCAGGCCUGGCGGUGGCUUGCAGGGACUCUGGCUAUUAUAAACAGGAUCCUCAGUGCCCCACUCUUCCCAGCGGUACCACCUUUGGGUGUGAUGUCAACUGGCAAACUGUAAGCUGCUGCUCUAGGCGCAUUUCCACUCAGCUGAGUACACUGUAGUGUGUCCAUGUCCCUGUUUAAAUGUCCAGUUGUCUUCUGCAAUAGAUGCUGCCCUGCUGAUUGUGGAGGGGGUGUCUAGGCCUAUGCCUGGCUGGCCUUUGCACUUGGAGGGCUGGGUGAUAAAAAGUGAAUGUACGGAACAGUCUGACAGAUAUAACUGGGGUUCGUUCUCCACGGCUGGGUCCCAGUGGGCUGCCAUUUGUCCGGUGCCUUGUUAGGCACCAGCGUAGGCCAAGAGCAAGGAACACAGUUCAACCCCAGGCACGCGGGAGACAGGAGUCUCAAGAACUGGUAUUUUUCAAACUUGGCUUAUUUGAACUGAGCUGGCUUGACUGGAAUUGUCCAUCUCACUGUCCCAUUAGCAGCUUCCCCUCAACUUAACUCUUCUUUGACACUAAAUCCAUUUAUUGCAACUCUUCACGUUGCUAAGUCCCAGCCUUGGCAGGACCUUAGGCAUGGCUCUGCUCAGCGUUGCAGCAUCAGCGACUUACGAGCAUAAUGUCAUUUUCAAGAGUGCUUGGGCUCUGUCUACACUGCCUGGGUUAGCAGAACUCGAGCUGGCAGACAUAGGGGUUGAGCGUCUACAUUCGUCUGUAACCCCAGGUUCGGAAGUCUUGAACCCUGGGUCCCAGCCUGAGCUCCAGCAUCUAUACUGCAGUAUGCAGGCCUGAGUCCAGCCACCCCCAUCCCAGGCUUCCUAGUUCCCUCCUUAAACGUGGCCACUGAAGCCCUGUGUUCGUAGUGCAGCAUGGGAAAACAUGACUGUCCAGGGCACAAAAGAAAUUUUGGCUCACAGGAUUGUGGGUGCUUUCUGCAGACUCCCAGAGCGCGAACCCAGUGGGGCUGCGUCUACACUGCAAAGCAAUAGGGCUUGAACCCUGGGUCCCAGCUUGACUCAGGCUCAUAUCCUCCACCCCUAUGGGGUCCUGGAUCACUGGGUCCAAACCCUGCGUUAGGAUGAUUUAUGUGUAGACGAAAGGGGGGUUAGGCUUGAGCCUGAGUUCGAACCCUGGGCUUACACUGCAGUGUAGACAUACCCCUAGGCUCCGGAGUCUCACUGAAAGUAGGAUUUAGGCUCCUAAAUCAGUUAAGUGUUGCAACAAGGAGUGGAGCAGCCCUUAAAUACCUUCACAAAAAUCUGGCUCUAGCUACCGAACUCUUGUUACACUGGGGCUUUCCUUUAAAAAUUUACAGGAGGAGCCAUGCUGUUCCUGUGGCCACUAGAAGGCGCAGUUUCCCCAGCUGCGGCUGGAAGGCUGCUCUCCGAAGCUGCGCUAUGUUUUGGAGUAGCCUAUUGCAAGGGAGCGAAUGUGAUCUGGCGGUGGUGAAGGCAGAUCUGGGUGCAUUUUCCUGGGCAACACAUUGCCAAACUCUACCGUCGUCCCACCAGUAUCCGCCAGGUAUUUACGCAGCUGGUCAUGUAGAAUAGGAAUGAAGUAGCUUAGCCUGUUUGCCUGGAGAGUGUUUGGCUCCUAGACUUGGUUUAACAAAAUUUCUUUUUAAAGAAUGAGCUUUUGAGGAGCUUUCCUUUAGAAUUUGACUAGCAGCCAAAUAGCUGCAGCUGGCCAAAGCGCCAGGAGAAGCUUCGGGUCCACAUUCCUCACCAGCUGGGAACAGAGACUGAAGAAUAAAUGAAAGGUGGCUGCUCUGUCUCUGGGAGUCUCCUGCAGACUGUCUCAAGCACUGCACAGCACGGACAUCUGGGGCAGAAUCAGACGUCCGUGGCUCUUAUUCCUAGAGCGGUCGCUGGAGCUCCAGGCACCAGCCUGCGAUGGGAAACAGCAGUAGAGCAUUUGGGGGAUGGGACGGUCAGAUGCAUGAAUGUAAAACUGGCUACGAAUUCUCAUGCUCUUGAGACCAGCCUGUUCUGAAGGCGCAUUCUCGUUUACAGGCUGUCGAGGAAGCUGGUAAACACUGUGGUUCUCUUUUGCACACCCCCACCCUAUUUCCUGCCCCCAAACCCAUCAGCCUUGAUGUUCACUAUGCACGCGGUACAUGGGCCAUUGGCGUGGAGAGCACCUGCCCCCCAGAAAGCUUGCGUGCCAAUGGGGUGAACACAGCCUUGGCGAGAGACAAAUGUCAUUUUUCUGGUGGGUGACGGUGGAUUUCUCCAUGGGCCAGUGCCCCCACUGUGCCAUGCAACGGCAGCCUUCCUCUCCCUGAGCAAAGCAGGUUGAUAAUGCUGCAUCCCUGUCCCUGCUGAAUGGUUGUUGCCCGAGCACUACCCUGGGGAUGCUGCUGUUGCGUGGCAUUGAGCACCAAUGCUGCCCCAAUACCCUUGGCUUACCAGCAUGGCUGCAGGGCAGAUCAACACAGGGAUGCUGUGCCAGGUGCCCUGCCCGGGAUAUGUCACCACGUAACUAAAGCCAGAGCCCCUGCCCUGCCAUGUAGAGUAUCUCCGGGCUCCAGGCCAAGGGCAGGUCCAGGGGACGGGCUGAGGGGUGUGGAGUGUUCUGUAAACAAACCUGGCUGGGCUAUAACUGUACUGGAGAGACAAGGUGGGAGAGGGGGUCUUUUACUGGACGAACGUCUGUUGGUGAGAGAAGUCAGGGCUGGGGAAUGACUUUGUACUGGGAUUUUUCUGUAUAUUUGCAAUAUUUGGGUUAGAAAUAAAAACCAAACGGACUUUGUGUUA
Messenger RNA from Mauremys mutica (yellowpond turtle), 6141 nucleotides. RefSeq names its product sortilin 1 (gene SORT1). The transcript has 20 exons. NCBI's taxonomy places the organism in Eukaryota, Metazoa, Chordata, Testudines, Geoemydidae. Gene Ontology annotation, molecular function: protein binding. The record is from RefSeq and is a predicted model, not a curated record. Gene Ontology annotation, cellular component: Golgi apparatus; membrane. Gene Ontology annotation, biological process: endocytosis; Golgi to endosome transport; vesicle organization. The coding region runs from base 9 to 2369 and encodes 786 amino acids.